AUUUCCUGACAUGCAACUCUUGAGGAAGGCAAACGACUACUCUCAAAGCCCACGACUUACUCAACCACCUACGUACCCGCCUCCCUCGGACCUGUCUACCUAGCGGCCCGACUACGAAGCCAGGAGUCGACGCCUGCCUCCCUCAUUUUGUGCCUUGUAACUUUUCGAACAAGCUCAGCGACGUCAACGCAUCUCCCAGGCAUUUCAAACAGGAUCCCAUGUCGCAUUAACACGAUCGGCCGCGCUUCUUGGCCCAGGCAUCUUCCACGUCGCGCCUCGCGCAACAGGCGCCCGGACCUAUCCGGCGACGAAUCACAAUGCCUUCGAUCGAGGUGGCCACCCACGGUAUCCAGGCUGUGGCGGAUAUCGGGCUCGUCCUGAUAGACCUGCUGAGGCAUGCCGAAUCCGUCAAGCUCACAGCCUCGAUAGAGCCUCCGCUCGAGAAGUCGGACUUUGGAGAUUUAAAUGGCCAGCUUACGCAGAUACUUCCCUUGCUGAAAAGCGACAGCCCGCCCUCGGUGCGCACCCGCCAGUAUGGCGUAAUCGAGACUGCGGUUCGCGACAUCUUCGGGAAGCUAGUGGCGACAACGUCCAUCGAGUCGCCCGAGUUUGUCAGGGUCUGGAAUUUACUGGACCUCGUGUCGAUCCUUUCCGACAUGCGCCAGUGCGAUCCCGUGCUGCUGUUCUGGCUUGUCGAGGAACUGCUCGAUAGCCAAACGACGUCGGGCUGCCGCAGAGUCCUGGACUUUCUCGAGUCGCGCCAUCAGCGCAUCACAGCAAACCCCUCAGUUGCCAUGCAGCUCACUAUUCUCCGAAGCUGCAACGAGCUCCUUCGUCGACUCUCCCGCGCUAGGGACACCACCUUCUGCGGCAGGGUCUUCAUAUUCAUGUUCCAGAGCUUCCCUCUCGGCGACCGCAGCUCGGUAAAUCUGCGGGGAGAGUACCAUGUUGAGAACGUCACCACGUUCGACCAGGAUGUAGACAGGAACGGGACUCUGGACAAGAUGGAAAUCGACGGCCACACAGAUGACACAACUUCACCCGAGGCCAAGGCGACUGCGACGAGGACAAGCGCCGCCGAUGAAAGCAUCCGAAAAGACAUGGAAGCCCUGUAUCCAGUCUUCUGGUCACUGCAAGCAAGCUUCAGCCAGCCCAAGAAGCUAUUCGAUCGCAGUCACUUUGAACGUUUCAAAUCAGGGCUAGAGUCCACCAUGGCUGCCUUCAAGGAUGCACAGACAAAGCAGAUCUCAAGGUCUCAGAGGCAAGAGGAAGACACCAAGACAGGUCAGAAGCGGAAACACGAAGGCGAAGGUGCAGAUCUGGCAGAUGCUUUCAAUCCCAAGUAUCUGACCAGCCGUGACCUCUUCAGGCUCGAGUUGAGCGAUCUCACAUUUAGGAGAUACAUCCUCGUCCAAGCCCUGAUCAUCAUGGAGUUCCUGCUCUCGCUCUCAGCUCAGGAAAGAGAGAUAGCUGCCGUGGCCAGCGCUCCCAACAAGUCGGUCAUCUAUCUGGAUCAGCAACUUAGCAGCGAGGAUACCGAGUGGGCGAGCAAAACUCGGCUCGCAAUUAUAGUGCACCUCGAGACCAGCGGCGCGGGCCCAAGUGAGGGGGCCUACUUCGUGCGUAUUGUCAAGACGAUUCUGGCGCGGGACAAGAACUGGGUCAGGUGGAAGGCGUAUGCCUGCUCGCCGAUCGAGAUGCCGUCGCUGCCGGCACAGUUCUUUUCAGAUGCGAAGAAGUCGGCCUACCGCUCAGCGACAAGCAAGAGGCUUCGGGCCACGCCAAUGAAUGCAUUGUCGAUCGACUUUCUCAGCGACAGCAGGGACAGUUCAGGUCUGGGCAAGUUCAAGGCGGACGAGCGGUCCAGAAUCCCGGACGUGUGUGCGUUCAAGAGGGCGAUUGCCGAAGAUGAGCUCGAAAUCGACAUGCCCACAAACAACCAGACCAAGGUGGCGGCAAUCGAGGGCAAGGCCAGCAAGUCCUGGAGGGCCUUGAGGGUUGCAAGUCGGUCUCGCCUCGCCGUUUUUGACAAAGUCGAGGAUCCGGACAGGAUCGACCUUAUCUUUGAAGAAGCCACGGCACAACACUCCGUAAGUGGAUCGGACGAGCCGCCUGCAGGCAUGCGACCCGGAGACUGCCGUCCUCUCAUUCUCUCGGGGCCUGAAGAAGUGGACAUGUCAGGAUUGCUCCAGCUCCUGCUAGAGAGGAAUCCAGGAGUCUUUGGCCUUGUCCCGGCCCAUACCACCAAGGCUCGGCAGGAUGGGGACAAGGGGCCUGACCGAGCGACUCAAAUUCCGGUGGACGCAGCUGCUUUCGACACUAUGCUUGAUGGCGAUAAAUUCCUCGAAUCCAGUGAAAUCGAUGGAGUGAAGUACGGCACUAGUCGGCCUGAAGCGGACAAGAUCAGCCAGUCUGGCAGGAUACCGGUCAUGCAUAUGAGCCUCGAUGGCGCACGUCAGAGCAAGGAAACGUCAUACUCGGCGCGGCACGUCCUAUUCAAGCCUCUCGACAUGGAUGCGUUGCAACGUCAGCUUAAAGGGCGGGAUGUUUCUGGCGAGAAAAUUGCCGACAUGAUUGCGGCUUCCAAGGCAGAGAUAGAGCGCGCCGAGGCGGAAAGCCUGUACGACGAGGUCAUCACUAAUGAGGGUCUGGAAGAUGCCUGCGCCGCCCUCGAGCGCUUCCUGUAUGGCCGCGGACAAUCCAGCCCAGGGUAGGGCCGGCCGGGCCAGAGGUUGAAGCGCGUGCGCGCCACACACUCCAUGUGCUCUGUACCCAAGUACCACUAGUGCAGGCAGUCCUUCUAAUUGGAGUACUGGGGCGUCCGCCCGGGGACAAAGAAAGAGUCCCGUGCUUAGAAAAACACCAGCCACGUUUGCGGAAGGGUGCC
Molecule: messenger RNA, 2887 nt
Organism: Gaeumannomyces tritici R3-111a-1
Lineage: Eukaryota; Fungi; Ascomycota; Sordariomycetes; Magnaporthales; Magnaporthaceae
Product: guanylate kinase
Exons: 4
Coding region: 318-2714 (798 amino acids)
Biological process (GO): mRNA export from nucleus; regulation of DNA-templated transcription elongation
Cellular component (GO): THO complex part of transcription export complex
Source: RefSeq, a predicted model, not a curated record